AUGGAGAAGAAAAUGGGAGGCAUAACAGCUGAAGUCAUUAUCCUCGUCAUUUUUCUCGAAAUAUUGUCAUUUUCCAAUUCUGCCCCUCUCUCAACGAGCUCCAGAUGGAUAGUGGAUCGGGCCACCGGGGGUCGGGUAAAGCUCGCGUGCGCCAACUGGGUCUCGCACCUCCAGCCCAUGAUAGCCGAGGGGCUCGAGAAGAAGCCCCUGGCCCAAAUAGCCAGGCAGAUAGCCGGAAACGGGUUCAACUGCGUCCGGUUCACGUGGGCCACGUAUGCAUUCACCCGGCCCGACUACUACGGGCUCACGGUUUCACAAUCCCUCAACAAGUACAACCUGACGGCCGCAAAAGCGGGCAUCGAGGGUAACAACCCGUGGGCCAUGGGCCUGAAGGUGGUGGAGCUCCACCAGGCCGUGGUGAAUGAGCUCGGGAAGAAUAAUCUGAUGGUGGUGCUCGAUAACCACGUCAGCUUGCCCGGCUGGUGCUGUGGGUCCGACGACGGUAACGGAUUUUUUGGGGACCCGAAUUUUGACCCGAACGAGUGGCUGCAGGGCCUGGCUGCCGUCGCAAGAACGUACAAGGGUAAUCAGGCGGUUGUGGGCAUGAGCAUGAGGAAUGAGCUGCGCGGUAGCCGGCAAAACGAGGCCGACUGGUACAAAUACAUGCAGGCCGGCGCCAACACGAUCCACACGGAAAAUCCCGACUUUCUCGUCAUAGUCUCGGGUCUGUCAUUCGACACAAACCUCGGCUUCUUAAAGAACAAGCCAAUAGAUGUGAAGUUCAACGACAAAUUAGUCUUCGAAGCUCACUGGUACACGUUCGGCAUCCCUGACGACCAAUGGACAACUCAAACGAACAGCUUAUGCGCGAGAGUGACCAAAACGGCCCGUGAUAAUCAUCUCUUUUUAACGUCCGGAGACAACCCGUUUCCACUUUUCCUGAGUGAGUUCGGCAUUGACCAAAGAGGUCAAAAAGAGGCCGAAAACAGGUACAUAAGCUGCUUGCUGGCUGAGGUGGCCGAGAAAGACCUCGAUUGGGCAUUAUGGACUUUUCAGGGAAGCUACAUUCUUAGAGAAGGGAAGCGUAAUUUGGAAGAAGUUUAUGGAAUUAUGGAUCUUAACUGGGAUCGUCCGAGGAAUCCGGGCUUUGUGGACAGGUUGCAGAUUAUGAGACAAAUGAAUCAAGAUCCAAAUUCGAAAAAACCGACCAAAUACGUAAUUUUCCAUCCUCAAAGUGGGCAGUGCGUGCAAAUUGGCAAGGACAGUAAUAACCUCUUGCUAGCCAACUGCAAAAGUGCGGAUCGAUGGGACCAACACCGAGACGGGGGCCCGAUUAAGCUGGCCGGAAAAUCGCGGUGGCUCGCGGCGGAGGGAGACGGUGGUGCCGCAAGUCUUUCGAAUAACUGCUCGACUAGCUGGAAGUUGGUGUCCAGCUCGGGGCUCCACUUGGCGGCGGAAAUCGGAGGCGGGAAUUAUGUUUGUUUGGAAAAGAAAGAUUCUGGGCCCACAGUUGUAACGAACAAGUGCCUGUGUGUUGGUGAUGACCUUGCCGACCUCCCUACGUGCAAUGACAAUCCACAAUCCAUAGUUUUCAGGUGGCCUAUUCUUGAGGCCCUUGAGGCAUCCUCUUUUAGGCCCAAGAACCAUAUAGCGGCCCAAAAUGAUAGAGGCGCAACAGAAGCGUGGGUAGAGUUCUCCAAGCCGCCGGCUCUCCGUCGACGGUCCAUCUCCGAUCAUCGGACACAACCUACAUCCGGAAAGUCGAACUUGUUGUCGCUGUUGAUGCUCCAAAGAGUUUUGCAUCACGGUCCAUCCAGGGACUUGCUUUCUAGAGCAGUAGUCCUCCCGCAUCAUUAUAUCUAUUGCAGGAAGAGUUUCCUCAAGUCAAACCAUUUUCAAGUGGCCACAGCAGCUGAUUCGCACCUCCAAGCAUCCAGCGUGCUGAGAGGGAACGCGAACAAGAGAGAAAGAAUGGUGAAGAGUGAGAUAAUUGCAAGAGCAGAGGAGUUGGUGAAAUCAGCAAUGGGAGGCAAUGAUGCGUCCCAUGAUGCAGCCCAUGCCUUCAGAGUCAGAGAUCUUGCCCUUUCUCUUGCCCGUGAAGAGGGUUUCUCUACUUCGCCUGAUUCGAUUCUCACUGUGGAGUUAGCUGCACUGCUACAUGACAUCGGGGACUAUAAAUAUAUGAGAGAUCCAUCAGAAGGGCAGAUUGUUGAGGACUUUCUUGUCAAGGAAGGAGUAAAUGAAACUAUCAGGUCACGUAUAUUGGGCAUCAUAAAGAGAAUGGGUUUCAAAGAGGAGGCUGCAGGAGUUACUUGGAGUACUCAAUACCCAGAAUUGGGGGUGGUGCAAGAUGCCGAUCGUCUUGAUGCGAUUGGUGCCAUAGGAAUUGCCCGUUGCUUCACGUUUGGUGGAAGCAGGAAUAGUAUGUUGUAUGAUCCCAACAUUAAACCCCGAUCAGAUUUGUCUAAGGAAAAGUACAUGAGUAAAGAGGAGCAGACAACGGUGAACCAUUUUCACGAGAAGCUUCUCAAGUUGAAAGAGUUGAUGAAAACCAAGGCUGGUCAGAAGAGGGCAGAAAGGAGGCACAAGUUCAUGGAAGGAUUUUUGGAAGAAUUUUACCAAGAAUGGGACGGAAGGGCUUGA
This is a messenger RNA of Striga hermonthica, 2643 nucleotides long. The record is from the annotation of a GenBank genome assembly. NCBI's taxonomy places the organism in Eukaryota, Viridiplantae, Streptophyta, Magnoliopsida, Lamiales, Orobanchaceae.